GAUCCGCAGUGCACACAGCGGAUCCAUGGAAAGAGCCGAAGAUGUUGGCUCGGUCAUGUGAUCAGAUGUGUCCAUUUACAGCUGAUCACAUGGGACAUGUACACAGAUCAUCAGAGCACUGAUGAUCAGUGUGCCCUGAUGAUCUGUGUAGCCCCAGCAGUGCCACCUGUCAGUGUCCAUCAGUGCCAGCUCUCAGUACUCAUCCAUGCCACCUGCCAGUGCCCAUCAGUGCCACAUCAAUGCCACAUCAGUGCCCAUCUGAGCUGCUUUUCAGUGUCACCCAUCAGUGCCAGUCAGUGCCACCUAUCAAUGCCAGUCAGUGCCACCUAUCAGUGCCAGUCAGUGCCACCUAUCAGUGCCAGUCAG
Messenger RNA from Staurois parvus, 366 nucleotides. The record is from the annotation of a GenBank genome assembly. Lineage: Eukaryota; Metazoa; Chordata; Amphibia; Anura; Ranidae.